Trypanosoma brucei brucei TREU927 is the source of this 3246-nucleotide messenger RNA. RefSeq lists its product as hypothetical. NCBI's taxonomy places the organism in Eukaryota, Euglenozoa, Kinetoplastea, Trypanosomatida, Trypanosomatidae. The record is from RefSeq and is a predicted model, not a curated record. Bases 1 to 3246 code for a protein of 1081 amino acids. The transcript has a single exon.
AUGUCAACAUCCUUUUCCUCCAAAAAAGGAAGCAUCACGUCAGAGUCUCUUGCAGAGAGGGAAACAACUAUCUCUCUGGUACCACCCAAAGUGUUGGAGGAGCUGCGAGUACUGAAACUUCUACGACAGGAGUUGCGCAACACUCACGAAAACCCUGAUGCCUCAUCGGAAGCAGCUGUGUCAUAUACUGAUCCUUUGGAUCGCACACUGGACGCCAAGUCACUCAAUGUGCUGAAGUUACCCACCUUCCCAUUUAUUGUCUGUGAGAGUGCCCCAUCUAUGUACCAAACUCCUAUACCAUAUGACGUAGAGAAGGCAGUGGCAGUGCUACAGGACGAGGUGUACGCCCUGGAAAGUAAGUUUCGGGACAUUGAAGAUGAGCAAGGAUUCAUUGCUCCGUUUUGUGAAGAGUCCUCCCUAACUUCAAGAGAGGAUGGGGCAGAUUCUUUAGCCAUUUCGGAGGAUCGCUGGAGAAAGGAUGAAAAAUUGAGGUUGUUCAUGGAGGUUGCUGGGAGUGAUACGUGUUUCGCUGAUGUUUCGUGGGACAUAUCGGUGAUGCGGUGGUACACUCGCUGGAUAACCUCACACUCUCUGAGUUGUCUGCGAGAAGUGCGUGAUCAAUUAGAGUAUGUACUGUCAGAGUUUGGUGUGCCAGGCGAAAGAGAAAUACGGAAGGCUGUGGCACGCAUGACCUUUGCAGAGGCGGUUUACACAUUGGAGCAAGAUCGUGAUGAUGUGAUCGAGUUCGAGAGGCGCCGCAUGGCUUCCGCGGCCCGAACAUACCGGAAACGGCUUACAAUUUCUGCUGUCACAGCGUGCUCAAAUUCAUUUCUAACUUUGGAGGAGAGGUAUUUGUAUCAGGAGUUCUACGAUCAAUCCGAACACGCACUACAGUUGUUACAUCACGCCAUGCACAUGUGCAGCACUUUACAGUCUUGUGGAUCCACAGAGCAGCAAGCCGGGGAUAUCGACUCGGCGCGCAACGUCUCACCUUCAAAGGCGGUUUCUUGUGCACCAAGCUGUUCUGAUACACGGGACGUGUGGUGUCUCACCGAAGCCGCGAUGAAAACUUUGAAGCAGGAGCAGAACCUCAUCACAAGGCUUCUGGGAAGUAUACAUAGUCGCCAGGAGGGAAGUUGUCUUAAGGUUGAAUUGGAGAAGAAGCGGAGAAGGAGUCGCAUAGCGGCGUUGGUUGUAUACAAGUGUGUGGUCGAUGAUAUGGAGAUGUUGAGUAGGCAUGUAAAAGUGGCGACAGACCUCCUCCGUGAUUACGACGGUUGGGUAAAUUACCGCAGUGGUAUCAGCAGUCAUGAUAUAAUACUUCAGAUGAACGUUAACCAGAGAGGUAAUGGGGAAACCAUUUCAAGGCAGUCUGGUUGUAGCUCUCCUCCAGUGAUGAAUCCUGACAUCAUUGGCUGCCGCCUGGAAUUCUCUCACUCUGGUCAAUUUCAACCGGGUCGGCUGCCCCGGCAUGUGGAGGAGGUCUGCCGCUCCUUCAUAAAACUUAUAAAGUUAGUUUGUGACGGUACAGAUCAGGAAGGUGGUUACUCAAUUGACUCAACCACGUAUCGACGAUGGUCUUACCUAGCGUUGCGAUAUACGUGCAUACAGAUUGUACGGGGUCGCUGGCCAAGUACUGUCAUACUUGAAAGCCAUAUCGAUAUUGCCAGAGUUCUUCCUCUGUUCCUCCUGGAACAUGGUUCUGAUGACGCCGAUGUGCAUAUGCAUGUGAAGGAGUUGAGCUCCGUUCUUCAAUGCUUUCUGAGUCUCGUGAAAGAUGGAAAAGCAAUGGGAUUGGGAAAGCGGGAGUCCACGUCUCCAGAAAAUGGUAGUGUCAGAGAUGGCUAUCCCACUACCUCCACGAUGCGGUUCGUGGACAUUCCAGUACCAAUCGGCACGGUUAGUGAAAUCAACGCGGCUGAUGAGGCCAGUUUGUUGACGGAUUGUGACAGCAACGUUUGGAAAUGGUUUUAUGAAGCGAUGUUGUUCCAGAUUGAUCCGACGGGCGAUGCUCACGGUGGGUAUCUCCUCUCGAGCGAUUUCACUGCUGACACAAGUAAAGGAUUUCAUUAUGUCAGACUUGGUGCGGUGACGUUGCCCCACAAGUCGCCCAGGGAACUCUUGCACGGUGCACAAGAAUCUCUGAAACUUCAUAUUAAUCUGCAUUAUGUUGUUCACCCCAAUAACACGGCACCGGCACGGUCUCUAGCCCAGAUAUUGGAAGAAGGUGCUUCACCUUCUUCCGUACCUGCAUUCGAUAUGUUGCGUUACGGUUACGCGAGACGGACACUGCAUAUUAUGACCGCCUUGGAGAAACAGGGAAUGCUGAAGGACUACGCGUGCGCAAUACCAGAAGUGAAAUUGGUUCCUCUGGCGGAUAUAGUAUUCUUUUCACGGUAUAUGGUUGAGGAAAGCUCGCCAGAUGAGGUGAGGUCAUGUCCUUCGUCAAGCAGAAGUGGACGCGGAAGCGAUGUGCUUCCGAGGGAGGCGCAAAAAAUGAUAACGGCUGCUGGACUCUUACCCCCAGCAGCCGUGCAGUUGAUGCGGCACAACACCGUUAACCCUAGUGGCUUCCCACUACCGCCAAGUAAUGAGCAUCCUUCCAUGUGGUCCCUUAACCUUCUAAUCGGGAAUAUGUUGAUGCACGUAGCGACGUGUGCGAGACCCAUGUUGAGCGAGAUGUAUGAAAUUGGGGAAAGGGCGUGUAAUAAAGGUUUGCGGCAAGCCGUUGAACGAAACGACUUAACUUACACUGACAAUGUAGUCAAAAAGCAUCAUAAUAAAGAGGUGUAUGACGGCUCUGUUGUUAGUGGUCGUGGUUGUGCGGAGGAACAGGAAACCCCCAAGGACAAAGACAAUUUCGAAGUUGCCGGCCCUAUUCUUCGAAGCACUGACGAGUACAUGCUGAGUACCGCUUUUGAAAGGACGGUACGGAAGGCUAACAUCGUGAUGCAAAAGCAGAAUCAGUCUCACCUCAUAAUAACCCCAAGGUCUUCUAUAAGAAGGAGCGGCCCAUGGAGUGCGUCCAGAUCUAGUCGCUCAGUAAUGGAAGAUAAGGAUCUGCAGUCUCCCUCUGCUCUGGGGUUGGGGUCCCUAGCAACGACCCUACGUGGUCGAUUCUCCCUAGCAUCUCCAAAAGUCCUCUUUAGUCAGCGUAGUGGUAACCUUUCCCCGGGAACACGAACAGUCGUUAGUGAGCGAACCACUAAGCGUAGAGCUCAGCGGGCUGUUCCACGAUUAAGCUGA